Molecule: messenger RNA, 4653 nt
Organism: Scleropages formosus (Asian bonytongue)
Lineage: Eukaryota; Metazoa; Chordata; Actinopteri; Osteoglossiformes; Osteoglossidae
Product: rhodopsin kinase 1-like
Exons: 4
Biological process (GO): regulation of signal transduction; signal transduction; protein phosphorylation
Cellular component (GO): cytoplasm
Molecular function (GO): rhodopsin kinase activity; ATP binding
Source: RefSeq, a predicted model, not a curated record
UGUUGUUAUUCCAGCACAUCGGAGCCAGAACCAAGAAUGUCUGUGCUUUUGGACUUUUUGUGUGCGGGGCCACCAAGCGGGAAGAGGUGGAGAAGCGUAGCACGUAAAGACAACAUGAAGAAAGAGGCCUGGUUUCUGACUGGCUGCCUGUCCCCCUGGGGGGUCAGGUUCCCUCAGCAGUACCUGCAACACAACACCGAGUGCGUGCAUGGUGAAUGAACGUGACGCUAGCUGAGGGGAAGCACGAUCCACGCCGGCCCCCAGCGGAGCACACGUGGAGUCACGGCGAUCUGAUAUUAGUGUUGCUCAAGAAGACUGAACAAGAGCCAGCCGUUGUUGCUCAUGCCAUGGAGACAUGGCUCUCGUACUGGGAUUGCAGGUAAAAAGAACUCUCUGAGUACAGAAAACAUUACUGAACCAAAACAUUAGCGCUCGCAGGGAGCACUUCAGUGCCCGCUUACAGAUGGAAACUUGCAGGAGGCCACUUUGACAGGACUUUCUUGUUCGAGGUAUGCGUGUGGUAAAAGCCUGCUACCAAUGCAACGGUGUCCACAUGAGUAAAGCAUGAACACCAUUAGUUAUGCUCAUGAUGACUGUCUGGUGAGCGGGCUCCUUUUCUAACAUUUGAAAAUCUGUAAUGUUUGCAUGACAGGUUGAGGCAGGAAGGUGCUUUACUCCAUUUUUACCCAUGUUUACCGCUGCAGUGAGCAUGUUGCGUGGGCUGUGGAGCAGAGGAUGAGCUGUCCCUCGGCGAACAGGUGAGCAGCACCAGGUAAUCUCCCUCCGUUUGUCCACAGGGAACCAACAGAUUAAAGUGAGUUCUGUGAUAGAUGACCUGCAGAUGCUGUGAGGCACCAUAGGCAAAAAAAAAAAAAAAAACCUUGGCUGCAGUAAAAGCACAACUGCAGCACCGUGGUACAGUAAACACGAGACUCCCAUCCUUCCCAAGUCAAACACACUCAAUGCAAAAGACAGUUAUAGCCAGACGUGUGCAGCUGCUCCUCUGAAAAGAAAUAACUGCCUCUUAGUGGUGGCACAAGUGGAGGAUUUGGGAACAAGUUGUUAUUUCUCCUUGGUUUGAACCCUGAGACAGCACUCAGCUCCGUCGUCGUGUUCACACAAACCUGCCUCGCUAUACUUAGGAAGCUCAAAGCCUCUUAGCCGAGAACCUUCUUACAAGUUCCUUUCCGUGAAGAGUCUCCUCAAAUAGAUCACACAAGAUACUUAGGAGAAAAUCCCUCUGAGGUAUUUAAUUCUAAAUGAGUAAUUACUGGAGUGGCGCCGGCUCUUGGUCUCCAGGCGCGGCUGUCCAAGUAGCUCAUUUGCACCCUGGACUCGGAGCGAGGGGGACACUCUGGUAGCCGCAGUGGGAGCUCAGUGGCAUAGGAAGGACACGCCACAACCGCCGACAUGUGUGACAUGGGGGGACUGGACAACCUAGUGGCCAACACGGCCUACCUGAAGGCGCAAGGUGGGGAUGACAAGGAGAUGAAGAAGCGGCGGCGUAGCUUGUCCCUGCCCAAGCCGGAGCAGUGCGCAGCCAUCCGCGGCACCAUCGAAAAGGACUUUGAGUCCCUCUGCGAGAAGCAGCCCAUAGGAAAACACUUUUUCCGCGAGUUCCUCAAAGCCACCCCCGAGUACAUCUCUGCUGCCGAGUUCCUCGACGAGCUGAACGACUGGGACCUGGCCGAAAACGCAGCCAAGGACAAGGACAGGCAGAACAUCAUGAACAAGUUCUGCAAGGCAGACUCCAAGAACUUUCUGUCCUACCUGACCGGGGAGGUGGCCGACAAGUGCAAGGCAGUGACGGAGAAGGACUUUGAGGAGGUGAUGAAGGGCAAGGUGAAGGAGGCCACCCGGGAGUUCCUGAAGGGGAAGCCCUUCCAGGAGUACCAGAGCAGUCCGUUCUUCGACAAGUUUCUGCAGUGGAAGGAGUACGAGAAGCAGCCCGUCACUGAGAAAUACUUCUACGAGUUCCGGACCCUGGGAAAGGGCGGCUUCGGAGAGGUGUGUGCUGUGCAGGUUAAGAACACCGGUAAGAUGUACGCCUGCAAGAAGCUGGACAAAAAGCGCUUGAAAAAGAAGCACGGGGAGAAGAUGGCCUUGCUGGAAAAGCAAAUCCUGGAGAAAGUGAACAGCCUGUUCAUCGUGAACCUGGCAUACGCGUAUGACACCAAGACACACCUGUGCUUGGUCAUGAGCUUGAUGAAUGGCGGAGACCUCAAGUACCACAUCUACAACAUUGGAGAAAAGGGGAUUGAGAUGGAGCGCAUCGUCUACUACACGGCCCAGAUUGCCACGGGGAUCCUGGGCCUGCACGAAAUGAACAUUGUGUACCGCGACAUGAAGCCGGAGAACGUGCUGCUCGACAGCGCCGGCCAGUGCCGUCUCUCCGACCUGGGCUUGGCUGUCGAGGUGCCUGUUGGCAAGACUAUCAGCCAGAAGGCUGGCACUGGUGCCUACAUGGCCCCUGAGAUCUUGAAGGACAUUCCCUACCGCACAUCAGUGGACUGGUGGGCGCUUGGCUGCAGCAUCUAUGAGAUGGUUGCCGCCUACACACCCUUUAAGGGGCCCGAUGCAAAAAAGGAGAAAGUGGCCAAAGAGGAAGUGCAGAGACGCAUCUGUGAGGACGAGGUCAAAUUUGAGCACAAGGGCUUUAAUGAUGCCACCAAGGACAUCAUCACCCAGUUCCUCAAGAAGAAUAUUGACGAGCGUCUUGGCUGCAAGUGAGUGGGCGAUGACCCACGGAAACACGAGUGGUUCAAAUCCAUCAACUUCCCACGCCUGGAAGCGGGGCUCAUCAAUCCGCCCUGGGUACCUAAGCCCAACGUGGUCUAUGCCAAGGACACUGGUGAUAUUGCUGACUUCUCUGAGAUUAAAGGCAUAGAGUUCGAUGCCAAGGAUGAGAAAUUCUUCAAGGAGUUCAGCACUGGAGCUGUGGCCAUACCUUGGCAGCAGGAGAUGAUGGAAACCGGACUCUUCGAAGAGCUCAAUGACCCAAAUCGGAAAGAGUCUGCUGGGGGGCUUGACGAUGACAAAAAAUCAGGCACCUGUACACUGCUGUGAAGACUGUGACAUGAGGAGCCCAAUGACAAAUGCUGCUCUAAAGACCCCAGUGGUCUGAUCCAAAAUGACAAUGGUGGAUAUGUUUCCUUCUAGUAAUCACAACCCAAACCAGGUAUUGCAGAAAUCAGAAUCGAAGUUCUUCAAGGGAGGAGCAGAAGGGACGCGCACCUUUCAGCUAUCGGUUGCACGUGUCGUCCCCGGAAGCCAAAGAACUAGGACCAGAAGCGAACGAGAUCUGCGGCGACGCGCAGUCAUGUCUUUUGAUCAAGUAGAUUUGUUCUGCUAAGGAGCAAGCAAACAAACAUGUUUCCCUCAAAGAGAAGACUCACUAGAUCACAGCAGCAGACCAAUACAGCCAUAGUGUGCAAGAAGGCAGCCUCUGUGCGCAACCACAGCAAGUGCCCCAAAAACGGUGUGAGCCUCGAGAUUCAGCAACUGGCACGAGUAGCUGGCUAAACAUGAGCACGGCAGAGACGAGGCUGGGAAGCUCAACUUUGCCAUAUUGCCUGUGUUGUGUCAUUUGCUCUGAGGAUUGGCGCUGAACAAUCUGGCACCUGAGAUCGCAAUACAUUCCUUACCUGUAUAAAUAUGUAUAUUUCGGACGAGCCUGUUAGAGAUGCUGAUAAAUUGUGUGCUAGUUUUCACUCACAAUAUCACUGACCGAAAAUACACAGCAGUACUUCCCUUGUUACUCUUUGGUGAAAUUGCACACAGCUGCACUUUUAGAUGGGAAAACUAUGCCUAUGGUCCAAAGAUCAGUAACAUCUACUGUAGAAACCACUUCCUUUAGACCUUUAAGUGCUGCGUGGACCCUUAGAAAGGGCUUACAGCUCAGCACAACGGCGCUACAUUUUCAUAAAAUUCCAGGUGUUCUUCCUGUUUUUUCAGGGUUCAUGCAUGUUCUUACUAUUCCACAUGUGUACGUGAGAAUUAUUAUUAUUAUUAUUAUUAUUAUUAUCAUCACCACCACAACUACUGUUGUUGUCCAGUGUAAAUAGUGGGCUGGGGAGGAGGUACAAUGGGAAUGUCACACAUUCUUUAAGAACGGCUUGAAACAAAGUCCUUCCAAACAAUAAAAUACUUAAAUGUCUUGGUACAACCUCUCUGUGUCUCUGUAAGCAUGUGUGAGCCCUGCAGGCCCCACUGGAGGAUACCUGUACCUCUACCUGUGCUGCAGGGGCCAACGGAAGGACCACAGGCUCGCUGACUGACACUGUUUUACAGAGGACGCUCACACCCAGAGCCCCAGGUGUGUGGUGCCACAGUCCAUACAGUUCUAACAUUGUCACCUAAGCUAUGUUGCCUUUGGCUGUCAGAAACGACCUUAAGCCUGACCCUCUCUAACUUCUGACCUUGAUCCUAACUCUGACCCCCAGUACACUUCAGCAGAGAAGCUUUACGGUGUCGCCCCCUGCGGAGUGCAGAGUGUCCCCACAGCAUGUCCCCACAACGUUUCCCCACGUGUCCCGCAUUUUACUCUUUUUCUUUUGCACAACUCGGCAUCAAAGGAACUCCACUGAAAUGAUUUGAGUCCUACCUAUCUGACAGAUCCUAUCAAGUGGUCUGGCGGAACUCUUGUUCUUCUCU